AUGUCCGAAGAACUUUUGCUGCACAGUCGCGCGCGGCGCGCGACGGCGGGAAAUCGCAUGCGCGAGCUGCUUGAGCAGCAGCUUGAAGACGAAGAUACCAUCUUUGCCGAAGUCGAAAACGAUGUCGAGUUUGAGCAGGUGGUCGACGAGGUGGAUAUCGUCGAUUCCGACUUUGACGGGAGUAGCUCGGAGGAAGAUAGUGCCGAGGAUGCCGAGGCGGAGGACAGGAUCGAGCAAGAGGAGCGGCGUGUGCGCACCUCGAAAAAGCCGCGCGCACUCCCGCUGCAUGCGAUCCGGCCAGCACUCGCGCAGCCACGGCCACCAAAGCCCACCUUCGAUACGAAAAAAAGGGCGCCGGCGGCACGGCCAGUCGUGCUGGCAGAUGGUGUGCGGCGCAGCAGCUCACGCAGUGCAACUGUACAGAGCAAGAUGGAGACCAUGUCGAAGCUGCGCGAGGCAGAAGAGCGGCGUGCGUCUGCGCGUGCGCGGCCUGUGAAAAAGCGAAGCAAGCGUCUUACGCAGGACAUGCUUAUCGCAGAAGCGCUCGAGAUGGAAGAGGGAAAUACACAGAGCUUGCAGCGGUUCUUGCAUGAGGAAGAAGAGCGCAAGGUCCGGCAACGUGCGUCCACGAAGCGCGGCAUUGUCGGGCCGUACAUGCGCUGGAUCAGUGUUGGGAUGACGCCCAAUACAUUUUUCAUGCGUGAGAGGAGAGAAGAGACGAGAAUAGGGGAGAGCGAGGCUGCUAUGGAAGUCGAGGGUGAGGCGGCGGAUGGAAGCAAAAGCACCGAGACGGCCGCAAUGGAGGCGCAAGCGCCGACGCCGACGCCGACGCCGACCGACGAGCAGGGCAUUGCAGAGGAUGUUGGGCGUGCGCUGCCGCGCGAUGCGACGCACUUGGCUGCCACUGUCAGUGGCGGCGCAAUGCAUGCCGAGACCGGGAGCACAACAGGGGCGAUGUCGGCAGGAGCGCCAACGGCCGAGACAGCCGCCACGGCCACGGUGCCAAGUGUCUCUUUACAAGAGACCGCAGCGCCUAUGCCUGCGGCAGCAGGACAGGAAAAUGCACCUCCGUCCCAUGCCAUCCCGCCCCCGGAUUUGCACAACACCGCGCCGAGUGCGAUUUCGAAUGCGCCAGCGCAUCAUGCAGACGUGAAGCCUGCAUCGGCCCACACCGAUACCCAUACCCCGCCGAUGCAUCUUUCGCCAAAGGACGCGUCUGCUGUCCCUGCAGCUGAAAUAGCCGACCCGCGCGACGAGGAGGUUGCAGCACGCACGAUCCUUUCCUUGCAUCAACUACCUCCGGAUGCGGGGUGGCCCGACGAGUUUGCACUCCUGCUUGGCGACCACUGUACAUGGGACCGUCUUCCUGUUGUGCCAUCACGAAACAGGCCAUUCCGUCCGCGGCAGAGCACCUGCGUGAUCACUGGACUCGCCGCGCGCUACCGCGAUCCGGUGACAGGGAUUCCUUAUGCGACCAAGGAAGCGUUUGAGACCUUGCGUCGUGUGCAAAGCAAUGCAUUCCUAUGGACAGGCUCAGACUCGCACACGACUGCAUUGGCGGCGGGAUGCUAUAUGGCCGGUGUCGAUGAUGCCGGUGCAGGUGGCAUCUUUCAGCGGUGCUGGGAGGAAAAGGCAGUAGGAAAAGAUAGAGGAGAGUAUAGCGCGACGUAG
Molecule: messenger RNA, 1671 nt
Organism: Malassezia vespertilionis
Lineage: Eukaryota; Fungi; Basidiomycota; Malasseziomycetes; Malasseziales; Malasseziaceae
Exons: 1
Coding region: 1-1671 (556 amino acids)
Biological process (GO): regulation of DNA-templated transcription; chromatin remodeling
Cellular component (GO): nucleus
Molecular function (GO): ATP-dependent H2AZ histone chaperone activity
Source: RefSeq, a predicted model, not a curated record